GAAUAAACCCAAAAUCUCAAUCCAGAAAAGUCUGCACCUUUCGGCAGAUUUUUUCAGGUACCGCAUUUCACUUCUUUCUACUUUUGUAUGAUCUGUCUUUCCACAUUUUCCUGCUUUGUUUCUUCUAUGGCGUUGGAGUUCUUGGUUUCUCGUCCAAGUCGAACAUCAGAUCUGCAUCUGCAUGUGGAUCUGUGAAUCGAAACGGUUUCGUGGGUUUUUUCCUGUUUAUCCAGAAGGAACCGUAGAUAGGAUAGGCUGAUCAGUUAACCUGGCCUUGAAGAGAAAGCAGGACCCAUCUCUUAUAUUAGGACGUGGAAGAUGAUUGAGAAGAAAAGCUUUGGGCGUGUUUCGCCUCUUCUAUUAGUAUUUCUAGCUUUAGGAUUUUUCUUUGCAGCAUACAAUUUGUUGUCCAUGAUAACGCACAAUAAGGCAUAUGGUUCUGAGAAAUGGUUGUGGGAUGGAAUGGAAUUAUCUGGUGUUACUGAUCUGCCUUUGGGGAUGAGAAAAGCCGGGAGUUCCCAUUCCAAGUUUCAUGUUGCCCUUACAGCAACAGAUACUCGAUAUAGUCAAUGGCAGUGUCGGAUUAUGUACUAUUGGUAUAAGAGAGUAAAGGAUAUGCCUGGAUCCGAUAUGGGAAAGUUUACUCGUAUUCUGCAUUCAGGGAAGCCAGACAAUUUGAUGGAGGAGAUUCCAACCUUUGUUGUUAAUCCUCUUCCAGAGGGUCUUGAUCGGGGUUAUGUUGUCUUAAAUAGACCAUGGGCUUUUGUUCAAUGGUUGGAAUCAGCAACAAUUGAGGAAGAAUACAUUCUAAUGGCAGAGCCAGACCACAUAUUUGUGAAUCCUUUGCCAAACUUGGCACAUGGAGACCACCCAGCUGGGUACCCUUUUUUCUACAUUAAACCAGCUGAGCACAAGGAUAUCAUUAGAAAGUUUUAUCCUGAGGAGAACGGUCCUGUAUCAGAUGUUGAUCCAAUCGGCAAUUCUCCUGUGAUCAUUAAAAAGUCCCUACUGGAGGAAAUUUCACCUACAUGGAUGAAUAUUUCUUUAAGAAUGAAAGAUGAUCCAGCAACUGAUAAGGCCUUUGGAUGGGUUCUAGAAAUGUAUGCAUAUGCAGUUGCAUCAGCAUUGCAUGGAGUACGGCAUAUACUAUACAAUGAUUUCAUGGUGCAGCCACCAUGGGAUUUGGAAGUUGGAAAGAAAUUCAUUAUCCAUUAUACUUACGGAUGUGAUUAUUCUUUAAAGGGGGAAUUAACAUAUGGGAAGAUUGGAGAGUGGCGUUUUGACAAGAGAUCGUAUCUUACCGGACCCCCACCUAGAAACCUCUCCUUGCCACCACCUGGAGUUCCUGAAACUGUGAACUAUCCACCUCUCAUUGCUAUGGUUCUUUUGCUGUCAUUGCCUGCAGGUGAGACUAGUGAAAAUGGUGAAUGAAGCAACUGCCAAUAUUCCUAAUUGGGGGGACAAUUUAAACCAAGGCUAAGAUCAAACAUCAGUAGUCCAUGGAUCGUUUGUUGCUAUCAACCACACUAAAGAGUGACCUAUCAAUACAAAGUACAGGUGAAAUAAAAUGAAUUGAAUUGGUCAAAUCACAAAAUUUGGUCCCAAAACUUUCAAUUUUGGACCACAAUGGUCCUUGAACUUCAAAAAUUACUAAUAUAGUCAUUGAACUUGAAUUUUGCAGUACUCUUUGGGGUUAUGGUCAUGGUUACUCUAUUU
This is a messenger RNA of Rubroshorea leprosula, 1716 nucleotides long. Lineage: Eukaryota; Viridiplantae; Streptophyta; Magnoliopsida; Malvales; Dipterocarpaceae. The record is from the annotation of a GenBank genome assembly.